UCCAGCCGGUACCCUCUCAUCCUCAUAGCAACCAGCAGCGAGCAACAAUGUCCGCCUUCCGCAGAGCGUUGGCCGUGCUGGCCAGCAGGCUGCACCCUCGGUCGCCGUCGAGCAGCGAGCUGGUCGGCUGGCCGACUGGCAGGACACGGAGGCGGGCCGCCGGGAUGUGUUUGGCGACCGGGGGAGCCAUAAUGGCGGCAUUUUACCUGUACAACGAUAAAUCAAAAUACAAACGCAGCGCCAACCGACUGAGUCGUUUGCUGCCUUCCGUUCCCGCCGUGGCAGCCAAAGAGAAGGCUCAUCCGUACGACUUUGACGAAGGCGAGGUCCACAUGUCGUCCCACGAGCAUCGCUUUCGCCUCUUCAGCUCGGUGGAGUUCGAGGGACAGCUGUACAUGACGCCGCACAACUUCAUCGAGUCGGUCACCAUGAGCGAGCCCAGGAACAGCAGGGCCUGGCGCUCACUGACCAAGCAGGAGCUGGAGAAGACUCUGUCAGACACUCCGCCGGUAUGGAGGGGAACCUCCAAGCUGUUCCGCAACCUGAGGGAGCGAGGUAUCAUCGCAUACACAGAAUACCUCUUCCUCCUGUGCAUCCUCACCAAGCCUCAUGCUGGCUUUAAGAUCGCCUUCAACAUGUUUGACGCCGACGGCAACGAGAUGGUGGACAAGAGAGAGUUCCUAGUGCUCCAGGAGAUUUUUCGUAAGAAGAACGAGAAGAGAAAGGGGAGAGGAGAUGUUGACAAGUCAGCCCAGUUGAGUAUGCAGCUCUAUGGAUAUCAUGUCGCUCCUAUCAACAGCGUGUUAAAAAAAGACAGUGAGGAGUUUGUGGCGCGGAGUUACUGGGACAUCCUGCGGCGAUGCGCAAGUCAAGCGCUCUUUUCUGACCUGGCGGAGCGGACAGACGAGAACAUAAUGACAGACACCACCUUAUUGGUCCAUUUCUUCGGCAAGAAGGGGAAGGCGGAGCUUACUUUUGAUGACUUCUACAGGUUCAUGGACAACAUCCAGACCGAGAUGCUGGAGAUAGAGUUCCUCAACUACUCCAAGGGCAUGACCACCAUCAGCGAAGAGGACUUCGCCCGCAUCCUGCUGCGCUUCACCAACGUGGAGAACAUCAACGCCUACCUCGAGAACAUACACCACUGUAUCCCUGAUGACAAGGGCAUCACCUUCGACGAGUUCAGGUCCUUCUUCCAGUUCCUCAACAACCUCGAGGACUUUGCCAUCGCCAUGCAGAUGUACAACUUUGCUGCACGCUCCAUUGGACAGGAUGAGUUUGCGCGGGCCGUGUUCGUGGCUACGGGGCUCAAGCUGACACGCCACCUGGUCAACACCAUCUUCAAGAUAUUCGACGUGGACCACGACGACCAGCUGUCCUACAAAGAGUUCAUCGGCAUCAUGAAGGACCGGCUGCACCGUGGGGCCAGGGGCUAUAAGUCCGAGGAGCGCUUCACCUCCUUCAGGUCCUGCCUCAGGAAGGAGCUGGCCAGCAGCAGGUGAACGGAGAGCCAGCGCACCUCCUUGACCAGGAGGGAGGAGGACCAAGAGCCAUGGAGCACCACACCCCACCCUGAGGAACAGCUCCAGCAGGCAUGACCAGCUGAAGCUAGGCUAGACGAACACUCUCAGCCAGUCUGGCUACUGUGGCACUCCUCUAUUUACUCCUAUUUCCCCUUCUGUCUAAGAUGCAUUCUCCUGGAUAGAAGUGUCUGGAUAACCCUAGAUAUCACUGCUCUGAGCCAGCUUAAAUCUGAAUACAAACCAGUUAAGGCCACUUAAGAUGCACUUCAAGUCCAUAAACUACUGUUCUGUUUAUAUUUCUACAGCCAUCUCCUCUUUUUACUCAAAUUCUUGGAAAUGUGAAAAAUUGUAAUAGGCCUAUUAAUGUUUUAAUAUAUAUGUAUCUAUGUAUGGAUAAAUACACAUUAUAGCAACUAUAGUUGGCCUAUAUAUAGGCUUAUGAUAUACAAGUUAUAUGAAGUUAUAACAUAAGAAUGACUAGUGCUAUAAAUAACUCCUGCAUGGAAUAGCAAUAGUAAAGUUUCGGAUAAGCACUUCACUAGAGAGCAACUGUGUAUGUGCGUGCGUGCGUGCAUGUGUGUGUAUGUUUCUUAGUAUUUUGUAUAAAUGACGAAUCCUCCAUGGAGUCUCUUGUCAGCCGCGGUGAGCGACGUGUGCAUGUAUCCACACAGGUGCCUUCUUAACCUCAAUUAAUAGGGCUUGUACAUCAGAAUGCAUCAUGGGAUCUUCUGUUGGUGAGACUCCGCCCUUUGGAGAACACCCGAUAGUCGUAGUAACGCAAAAUCCUGAAGCAACGUAAAUAUACUGUAAACUUGGCCAAUGAAAACAGAAAUCAGUUCACGAUUAAUGACAAAAAAUGACCAAAUCACUAUGACUUCCAACACAAUAACUUACAUUCCAAUACUCCUAUGCUUCCAACAUGGAGGUGGUCGCUGUGAUGUCUCGAUGAACAAGCCCUAUUGUCCUCCGUCCAUCUCCUGUCAACAAAUCAAGCUGCUUUGUUCAGAUUCUGAAUUCUAAAAACAUGUGAGAUGUCUCACUAGGGUCAAAUGCGUCAAUCUAGGGCACUUUGAAAAUGACAAUGUAAUGCUCCUCCAAAAAGGAGGCGGUCAUUGCGAUGUCACGCUGAAUAAGCCCUGUAUAGAUCAUCUAUUCUGACCCGUCCACAUGUUUAUCCGAACCUCACAUAAUAUCUAACAUCUGAUCUGAUACUUCCAGAUGUUGUUCUACGGAAGGAAUGGUCAGCGCACGAAUAAAAAGUUACCAUGUUGAGCAUGCGCUCGUUGUCCGUUCUUAAAGA
Messenger RNA from Gadus chalcogrammus (walleye pollock), 2823 nucleotides. It is a transcript of the gene micu3a, whose product is annotated as mitochondrial calcium uptake family, member 3a. NCBI's taxonomy places the organism in Eukaryota, Metazoa, Chordata, Actinopteri, Gadiformes, Gadidae. Gene Ontology annotation, cellular component: uniplex complex. The transcript is spliced from 15 exons. Gene Ontology annotation, biological process: mitochondrial calcium ion homeostasis; calcium import into the mitochondrion. The record is from RefSeq and is a predicted model, not a curated record. Bases 48 to 1502 code for a protein of 484 amino acids. Gene Ontology annotation, molecular function: calcium ion binding.